Cimex lectularius (bed bug) is the source of this 550-nucleotide messenger RNA. It is a transcript of the gene mRpS28, whose product is annotated as 28S ribosomal protein S28, mitochondrial. Gene Ontology annotation, cellular component: mitochondrial small ribosomal subunit. The transcript has 3 exons. The record is from RefSeq and is a predicted model, not a curated record. NCBI's taxonomy places the organism in Eukaryota, Metazoa, Arthropoda, Insecta, Hemiptera, Cimicidae. Bases 26 to 511 code for a protein of 161 amino acids.
AAAUAAUAAAAAAAAAAAAAAAUAGAUGAAUACAAUUGUAGGCCGAUAUUCCGGGAGAAAAUCCCUUUUGUCUCGGGUGACAAACCAAAUGUACAGGUAUUGCGUCCAGGCUGAGAAUAAUGAAAAGACAGACACAAGAGGUGGAUUUGCAAAAGCUUUUGAAAAACAAAUCAACUUAGAGGGCGAACGAAGUACUGAGACUUUUGCUAAUCUGCUGAGAAAAUCGAAAUUCAUAGAUAUGGGAGAUCCAGAAGGAAGGAUUGUCACUGGCACCAUCUUCCACGUAGUAAGAGACGACCUUUACAUUGACUUCGGCGGAAAGUUUCAUUGCGUUUGUCCCCGUCCGAAGAAUAACGGCAGCGAUUACAUCAAAGGUUCAAAAGUUAGGCUGCGUUUGAAAGACUUAGAGCUCUCGACAAGAUUCCUCGGAUCGGAAAAAGAUCUCACUAUUUUAGAAGCAGAUGCAGUUUUAUUGGGUCUAGUCUACAUCCCUGUAAUGAAGUCUAGUUAGUAUUUUUAUAUUGUUUUUUUUUUUUUUUUUUUUUAAAUA